Messenger RNA from Numida meleagris (helmeted guineafowl), 3899 nucleotides. RefSeq names its product armadillo repeat containing 2 (gene ARMC2). Gene Ontology annotation, biological process: cilium organization; sperm axoneme assembly. The transcript has 18 exons. The record is from RefSeq and is a predicted model, not a curated record. Lineage: Eukaryota; Metazoa; Chordata; Aves; Galliformes; Numididae. Bases 16 to 2778 code for a protein of 920 amino acids. Gene Ontology annotation, molecular function: protein binding.
CGCGGCCUGGCGGCCAUGAUGUGCGCGGUUGCCAUGGGAACAGCCGGGAGCGGGAGGGGAGCCGGCGGGGCAGCUCCUGUUGCCGGCGGCAGCAGCCCCCCGCCGGGCCGCGCUGCUCGUCCCGGGGCUGAGGAGGGAGAGUGUCGCUCCCGGGCUGAGUGCCUCACCGGGCCUCGCUCUCGGGGGUGCAGAGGAGGAAGGCAAGCUUCAAAGAAUAAAAGCAUGGAAAAGCCAGAGCCAUUCUACAGACUUUCAGUGUCAAAGCAGAAGACCAGUUCUGAGAUUGUAAAUGAAGCCAGAAGUGUUCUGCGAACACUAAGAACUCAGAGGCCAUUGACACCUGCAGAGGAUCAAAGGAAGCUUUUUGGAUCUGGAUCUUCACGAGCCCCUCAAAGUAGACCUCCUUCGGUUUUUAGUCUUCAUGCUUCCAGUUUUGAUUUGGCUGAAUCAAGACCUGCUUCUGGUGUUCGUCUUAGCCCACUGGAUUAUAAGCCAAUAGUGGUUAUUUCAUCAGAAGAUGAAGAAUCUUCAAUUUCCCUUCCAAAGCCUGCUGUGGAUGCUGCAGAGGUUAGAAAAGUCAGCAGUGCUCGGGCACAGUUAUUUAGAAGAACUUCUCAGGGAGAUGUCUUCCCUGCUAAAAUGGCUCCCCUGGAUCACCAUGGAGAGAAGCUUGAUUGUGGAGAACCAGCUACGAUGAGUAAUCUUCACAGAACUAAUGAUAACUGCUUGGCAGAGCAAAGGGCAUACACACCAUUUAAUGACAAAAGCGGGCAAUUAAUUUGUAAUGAGCAUAGUGGGAAACCGGAAAGGGAAGAUGUUCUAAAAGGCACAGCAGGAAAACUUUUAUUUCAACUAAAAGGUGAAAGUAACCAGAUGAAGAAGCAUGGCAUAGUUGCAUCACAGCCAAGGAUUAUAGACUGGAAGAGAAGAUUAACAGGAUUAGAGGAUGAUACAAGAAUAGAUGAAUCAGAAGAGGAAAAAAACUUUUGGCAUACGAAGGUUCUACCAGUUCUGCAUGAACUGAAAACUGAAGACAAUGUAGAAGGUCUUUGUCUGGCUUGCACCAAACUCUAUCAAGUCUUGAAUGAAGGAAAUAUGCUUGGAAAAAGAUCUAAAAGAAGAAGUAUGCUUCUGAAGACAUUAUAUAAACUUGUAGAAAUUGAUUCAGAUCCACUUUGCCUGAAGCUGGCAAAGAUUAUUCUGUCUAUGAAAGUGGAUGGAAAAAAUCUUCUCGGAGUCUGCAAGCUUGCAUUUAAAGUUUGCAGGAAUGGAAAAAAUGAUUACCUCAUUCAAAAUGAUAGAUUACUAGAUUGUUUGUUGGAGGUCGUGAGAACUGAAGAUCUACAAAAAAACAGUGAAGCUCUCCUGUAUUGCUUGGGAGCUAUAAAGUUUAUGUCUGGAAAUGCAGUACUCCUUAAUGAAAUGGUCAACAAAGAAGCUGUUGAAAUGUUGCUGCAAUUAAUGAAGCAGAUUAAUAAUAUAAAAGAAAAUGACCCACAUUUCUCCAGCUUGGGCCACCUAUUAGUCCAGCUGACAGCGACUUUGCGAAACUUGGCUGACUUACCUCAGGCAAGAUGCCAGCUCGUUUGCAGUGGUGCAAUCUCUGAGCUCUGUGUGGCGCUGGAGCAGCGUAUGAACGACAAGGAUGUGUGCACCUAUAUUGUCAGGAUUUUCAGCAAACUUUCUUCCUACAAUGACUUCUGUGCAGCUUUGGCAGACUGCUCCAGAUGUUACGUCUUAUUUUUAGCCCUACUAAACAAACACCAGAAGCAGCAGGACUUGGUUAUCCGUAUCGUCUUUAUUCUUGGUAAUUUAACAGCAAAGAAUAACCAGGCCCGUGAGCAAUUUUUUAAAGAAAAAGGAAGUGUAAACACCUUGAUAUCAUUGUUCCAAACCUACCAUGAACUUGAUUUGAAUGAAGAAAAAUGGUACCGUGAAAGAGGAAGGGAAGAAAAAAAAAAUCCAAGGCAUCCUUCCGAAGCAGAAGAUGUUCUGAUAAAACUGAUACGAGUGCUGGCCAAUCUGUCCAUUCAUCCCAGUGUAGGAGCAGCUCUGGCAGCUGCCCACCACGUUGUAGAAUUACUUGUUACAGUACUAGAAUAUAAGUCAAUUGAAGUCUGCGAGGAGUUGGUGAUCAAUGCUGCAACAACAAUCAACAAUUUAUCCUUCUACAAAGUGAAGAGUUCUGCUGUUCAAGAGAAGAAGCUACGCAUUGCUGAAAUGCUUUUAAAGCUGUUAAUGAGCAACAAUAUGGACGGAGUUGUGGAAGCUGUCAGAGUCUUUGGCAAUCUUUCCCAGUAUCAUGAGAUCUGUGACUUCAUCGUACAGAAGAAGAUACACAAGUUCGUGAUUGCUUUACUUGAUGCCAAGAAUCAAGAUGUCUGUUUUUCUGCCUGUGGUGUCUUGCUCAAUCUCACAGUAGAUAAGGACAAACGAGCUCUUCUGAUGGAAGAAGGAGGAAUUGGGAAGUUAGUCGACUGCUUACGAGACUUUGGGCCAGCAGAUUGGCAGCUGGCUUGUUUGAUAUGCAAAACCCUGUGGAACUAUAGUGAAAAUAUCACAAGUGCGGCCUCGUGCUUUGGAGAAGAUACUGACACGUUGCUGGCGCUGCUCACAUCGCUCUUAGAUGAAGAGCUAGCACUGGACUAUGGCCUCGACAGAGGGGACCACCACAAACUAUAUUGGGAAACGGAGUUCAAACCUGUGGCAGCAAAACUUCUUGACAGAAUUCAGACUCACCACUCCUCCGUUUCCACUGUGAUUAUUACUGCAUUUUAAUCUGUUUGGGGCUUUUUUUUGUAGACUGUACAGUUAUAUUUUUCCAAUAUACAUUGCCAUUGGUGUGUUGGACAGCAGAGGAAGUUAAUGUUUAGAAAACUGGUAAAGCCUGGCAUUUAUCUAAGGGAUCUUUUAUCUUUUAAAGGAACUGAAAUUUUUGCAUGUAUAAGUACAUUUUAGAAUAUAUUUGAGUGUAUCAAGCACCCAUUCAAUACAAUUUUCUUUGGUUGGCAAAAUGAAAGUAAACUAUUUGCUGAACUUCUCAUUUUAAAAGGUGAAUUAUCACUGGGUACCUGGAUCCUGUGUGCCAUAAAGGAAUGUUGCAUGUUAGAAGCCAUAUCCUACCCAAAGACUUGGACACACUUUUACUUUACAUGAAAUCCUGCGAAAGAAUAAGCCAAGUGCUAGGGUGUGCAUACUGGAGUGUUACAUCACAGGAUUCACUCUUUACACUGAAGGCUCUCACAGUCAGGAGGAAAGUUGCUCUUCGGAGAUCCCCCUUUCUUUACCUGAUUCCGUGUGGUUGGGAUGUCCCAGCUCCUGGGGCGGUGCUGUUGGCUGUGCAGGUAAGGGACCCUUCUGAAUCGGUACUUCACAUCUUACUGCAAAACACCCAUCCACCCGACAUAAGAUUUGUGUGCGGCAGCCUCCGUUGCUACAAUCUGCAGAAGAGAGCUGCUCAGUAUGGUUUGGCUCUGACAGCAGUUCCGCUGAACUCAAGAAGAUCCGUUAUUAUUCCUUAUUAUUGUUCUUUCUUUUGCCAUUUUCAUUUUAGCUGAAGUUAAGGGGAGAUGAACAGCUUCAAUGCCCCAUUUGCUCCUUGGCCAAAAGAGCGGAUAUGGUUUUCAGGCGUCUGAAAGAAGGCACGAUGGGUAAGAGAGCGCUGGAGGCGUUUGUUCUUGGCAUUCGCAUCAAGGCAGAAGGCAGGAGAACACCACGCUGCGUGGUGCAGGGUGGGGAUGCAGCGAACAGACCUCGUGGCUAAGUCCUGUCAGAAGCUCUAAUCAGAACUGGGAAAUUCUCAGUGCGUCUGUCCGAAGGCAGCCUGAAACAGACCUCUUGCUCAAGUCCUUGGGAUGACAGAAAUGUAGGCAAUUAAAAUUAGAUCGAAGAGAAUGUUA